Messenger RNA from Spirodela intermedia, 180 nucleotides. The record is from the annotation of a GenBank genome assembly. Lineage: Eukaryota; Viridiplantae; Streptophyta; Magnoliopsida; Alismatales; Araceae.
AUGGAAGAGCGAGAGACUGUGCGGCAUUUUCUGAGGGCGACGCCUUCAAAAUUCGACGCACUUACCUUGACACUGGAGCAGUAUAGUGAUCUGGACAAGGUGAACCUUGAUGAGGUAAUUGACUCUCUUACCAUUCAUGAGUUGUGGCUCAAGGAACUGGAAUCUCGUGAAGAGGAGUAG